GAGCAGGGCCUCUCGUGAGAAGUGGUAACAGCUCGAUAAACAUGGUAAUAAGGGUGGGAGGUCACAAUGGCGGACACGACGUUUGCGCUUGCUAGUCCGCUUUAGCCAAGGAGCUUUUAUCUGAUAAAAGCUCCUUGCUUUAGCCAAGAAUUUCACACGAAACUGCAUCAUCCGGUGGUGGAAAGGACUAAAACACGACCAGAAAUGAACUUCUUGCGGUUCUGUUGUUGCCGUUCUGCGAUCAUCAAGAGACAGAUCUGUCACGUCAUCGUCCUGUACAUACUUGUUUUCUGCCUGAUCCUGCCGCCUAUUUGCUACCGACUCCCGUUCUCCGUGUACUACAGUCAGAAACUGUACCUGUGGAACUUGAGCCCCAGCGUCUACGCCAGGCAGGUGAACGACGAGCGCAUCGCAAAGGCCGUGGAGUUCUUCGUGUCUGAGUCAGUCUCGGCGCGUCUUCAAGACGAAAGUCUACUUCACAUUGGCAACUUAAGCAGCGGCAGCAACACCACCAAUGUCAGGACUACCGUUGCCUUCGUUACCACGAGAAGGACACGUUCUCUUCACCCCACUGAGGAGUAUUCUCCUCGGUAUCUUCUACAGACGGUUGCUGCGGUAGUCCGGGAAAAUCAGCCCAGUACUCGGAUACUCAUCUGUAACAUGGACCCCGAACCCUCCGCGCACACCGACGCUGUCUACCUGUCGGAAUUCUUCUCUAUGGUGUCAAGAUACGGUGAUGACGAAGUCAGCGUACCACAUGGCAAACAUGAGAAGGAAAAACAGGAUUAUGUUUACUGUCUGAAGAAGAGUUUGCAGACGAAUCCACGAUACGUGCUCAUGUUGCAAGACGACGCCUUAGUUGUACCAGGUUCUCUUCAAGUCUUGGAUUACGUCGUAAGAACUAAAGUUGAAAGGACCCGUCACGGUUGGGAUUUCACCCCAAACAACGACACAAGGAAAUUGUUAAAACUUCACACGCCGGAGUAUAUCCAAAGAGAUUUCCACACCGUCAAGCCAAAACGUAUCGCCGCCAACUUGGCUGAGUUGCUCGGCUACGGGUUGUUCGGUGGACUCUGCUACGACUAUUACAUAUCAUUCUUGUUGAGACCGCACUUGUUGGAGCUUAGGAGGGUAUCAAAAUACUUGUCUGUCAUGCUUGAUGCCAACGAUUGUUGCCUGCCGGCGACCCUAUUGCCAACUGCUGCGGCGCGAGAGUUGGUGUCGUUCCUGGAGGGUGAGACAUGUGGUCCCGGGUACCCGCUAGACACAGCCGUGGACGACUUCGUCAGCAGUAAGGGGUACCGGCAGUUUGCCGUGGAACCUAACCUUUUCAGACAUAUAGGAAUGUACUCAACCCUACAUGGAGGUGAAAACACAUAUCUUAAGCAUUUCGUAAAGUAAGCUUUUAACAAGUAUGAUAAUCAUUAUGAGCUUUUAAUGUUGCUGUGAAAAGCCAAAAUUUUAGUACAUUUGUACAAUACAUGUGCUUAAUCAUGAAAUGUUGCAAUGUCCAAAGUGGCUACUAGUAUUCAAACUUCAGGGAUUUUAUAAGGGACUUCUUACAAUUUGUACCUACUUAAGUACCUACCUACUCCCUUGACCAAGUCAUUUAGGGGGACAAUUUGUACACUCCAGGCCAAAUCAAGCUCUUACAUUUAUACCGUUACAUGAUGACCAUUUAGAUAUUUACAUCCAAGCUUACAUGCUUACCUUACAUUUACAUCCAAAGUAAAAUGACAAAGCAUUUCCCUUUUCAAGUGUACAUAUUUCUGUAUUCCAUACAUGUAUAUGUAUGUACAUGUACAUUUGUACUAUGUAAACCUGUCAUGUGGAUAAAAUGUAGGAAUAUGCAAAUAUAUUCAAAAUACAGAUUUACCUCUGUAUCAAUGUGUUUUACCUUGUAUCUUAGCUGUACAUGUACAUAUAUGAUACCCACGUCAUCUUUAAUGGGUGGUCAAAGGAAUAAUUGAGGACAAAAGCUCAAGAAGAUACAACAAGAUUUUAAAACAUGUGCCAGGAAUGUCCAUUUUUAUAAUAUCACUUUUUGUACUUGACAUGAUGGAAACUACUCACCUCUUUUAUGCAAUCAUGAAUGUGUCAAAGUAUCGGGCUGAACUCAUAUGUAUAUAUAGUAUAUUGGAAAGAAUUUCGCCAAAUGCCACUGUGAUAUGUUCCAGCUAGUGAUUGAAGUGCAUAAUGAAAUUAGAAUAUGCAAUAUCUUUAUUCCCUUCCUUUGCCUUUGCUCAAGUUAAUUUUAUGAUUGUAUCAUUAUGGAUGUAUGUUUCAUUCAAAACUUUUACUCGUAUACAAAGUUUAUCAAUAUGUACACAAGUUGAAUUUUAUUGGUGCUUUUGUGUUUUAUAUUUAAAAAGAUGCUUGUGAUAUAUGCAUGUAGUUCUGUUUUAUGAUACACAUGCUCAUAAGGACUCCUUUUUGAUGUAACACAACACUGUUGUAACCAACAUUAUGUGUGUGCAUUGGGCAGGGGUGCUGGAACAUACUCAUUAUGUACCUAUUUAUAUAGUGUUGCCAUAUAUGUGAGUGGCCACAAGAUAGUAUGGGCAUACAUCAAUUUGUAUGUCUAAUUCAUUAGCAUAUACAAGAACAAUUAGGUUCUGCUUAAGCGCAAGAAAUUGUUUAUAUGCAGACAAUCACCUAUGGCAGCCAACUAAGAAAGUUGUAGGUGAUUUUUACACUUAGACUUACUGUAUUGUACUGUGUGGAUGAGACCAUGGCAAUAUUAAUACUAGGCUUUUGCAAUGCGAAUGUGGCUUUUUGCAAUACAAAUGUGGCUUUUUUUGGCAAUAAAAAUAUGUUGCAUCAUAU
Molecule: messenger RNA, 2826 nt
Organism: Branchiostoma floridae (Florida lancelet)
Lineage: Eukaryota; Metazoa; Chordata; Leptocardii; Amphioxiformes; Branchiostomatidae
Product: post-GPI attachment to proteins factor 4-like
Exons: 3
Coding region: 205-1401 (398 amino acids)
Biological process (GO): GPI anchor biosynthetic process
Cellular component (GO): Golgi membrane
Molecular function (GO): glycosyltransferase activity
Source: RefSeq, a predicted model, not a curated record